AUGACCUGCAUGGACUCGAGUUACGCCAUGAAGUCUGUGUCGUCGUGCACGCACUCUAUCGUCCUGGCCUCGGGGACUCUGAGUCCGAUGUCGUCGUACGAAAAGGAAUUGGGCGUCUUCUUUACUCACAAGGUGUCCGCCAAGGAACACGUCCUGUCCAAGCGUCACGUCUUUGUCCGUAGGAUCUCGCAUUCGCUCAAGGGUGACAAAGAGUUUUACAUGAAUUACAGCGCAUGCCAGAACGAAGAGCUACUCAAGGCCGUAGGUUCCGUCGUCUACGAGUCGACCAAGAUCCUGAAGAAAAAUGUCGGCGAAACAAAGGCUGGCGUCCUGUGCUUCUUCCCUUCUUACAAGCUACUUCAGACCUGUCCAGACGUGUGGCGCAAAGUGCCUCUAUGGCCCAAGUUGGUCAAGGUGGUCGGCGGGCAUCUGUUUCUGGAAGAUUCUGAAAACUCGGACCUCUUGUUCCAUAGGUACAAGACUGCGUUGAUUGACGGAGAGCCCGGCACGGUGGCCCUGUUUCUAGUCGUGCACAGAGGCAAAAUGAGUGAAGGCGUCGACUUCUCCGAUUCGCUGGCUCGACUCGUCGUAUCCGUGGGGUUACCCUAUCCGUCGUAUCACAGUCCGGACGUAAAGGUCAAGGUCGAGUUUAACCGCAGCAGGGGCGGAGACGGGGACGAAUGGUAUAAAACGCAGGCGAUGCGAGCGGUUAACCAGUCCGUGGGACGCUGCGUACGUCACGUGAACGACUGGGGGGCCGUCCUAUUGCUCGACAGUAGGUAUUUUAGACCCGACGUUUGGAGCGACUUAUCGCAUUGGGUCCAGGUCUGCGAAGACGAGUCGUCCACCUUCAAAGACACGAAGAAAUCUUUGCUCGAGAUAAACUCGUUUUUGAACGGUCGUCUAUGA
Messenger RNA from Ixodes scapularis (black-legged tick), 909 nucleotides. Its product is annotated as Fanconi anemia group J protein-like. The transcript has a single exon. Lineage: Eukaryota; Metazoa; Arthropoda; Arachnida; Ixodida; Ixodidae. Bases 1 to 909 code for a protein of 302 amino acids. The record is from RefSeq and is a predicted model, not a curated record. Gene Ontology annotation, biological process: nucleotide-excision repair; double-strand break repair involved in meiotic recombination. Gene Ontology annotation, molecular function: DNA helicase activity; ATP binding; hydrolase activity, acting on acid anhydrides, in phosphorus-containing anhydrides. Gene Ontology annotation, cellular component: nucleus.